Molecule: messenger RNA, 4273 nt
Organism: Rhododendron vialii
Lineage: Eukaryota; Viridiplantae; Streptophyta; Magnoliopsida; Ericales; Ericaceae
Product: putative late blight resistance protein homolog R1B-23
Exons: 5
Coding region: 225-4112 (1295 amino acids)
Biological process (GO): defense response to other organism
Molecular function (GO): ADP binding
Source: RefSeq, a predicted model, not a curated record
GUGGCGGCAUUCGGACUUAUAUAAACCAAAAAUAUACAUUGGGAACACAACUUAUUUUAAUAAUACCACCGCUACAUCAUUCUAAUGACAAUUUUAUGUAUCAUAUAGCUGGUGUAGCUGUUAUUAUAAACCACAAUAUAUUCUAGACCUGUUCCAUCAAUUUGUUCUUCCUCUAUCUCAUCUCUAACUUGCUUUACCUGAUCAAUCUCCUUUUGGAGAGAGAGAUGGGUGACUUUGAUGUUGAUUUUUUCCAUGAGAACUUGAAGCAACUUAUAAUGAGCUCUGGGUUCUCAUCAUUCACAAGAGAGAAGCUUGAAUCUCUUAAGGAGGAGAUAGAGUAUAUGAGAAUAUUCCUCAAGGUUACAGAGAAGAAACGCAAUAAGCAUUUAGAAGUGAUAAAUCUGGUGAGGCAGAUCAAAGACGUGGUAUUCGAGGCAGAGAAUAUCAUAGAACGGUUUGUAGUUCAAGCUUUAAAGGCAAAUCAAAAUUGGAAUCAUCUUUCCCUUGACCUUGAAAGUGUCAAAAAGAAGAUCAAGACUCUUAUGGCUAAGGUAAAGCAGAUUUAUGACGAGAAUAUGUAUGACAUUAAUGGAGUAGCAGUCGAAGAACUUGAGCACUCUUUUUCCAAAAUUGAAGGAGGUUCAAGCUCAUCAAGAGGGAGAAACACAUCCCAAGGGAGAUACACAUCCAAAGUGGCUGAAGAGAAGGUGGUGGUUGGUUUCAAGGAGGAGGUGAUGACAUUAAUGGGAAAGCUUCUCGACAGUGGAGAGGGUGGACGGCUGGAGAUAAUAUCAAUCGUCGGUGCAGCUGGAGGUGGCAAAACCACUUUGGCCAAAGAAGUGUAUGAUCAUCGUUUGACAUCACAUAGCUUUGAAAUUCGUGCAUGGGUCGAUGUUUCUCAAGAUUAUGAUAAGACUAUGAAGGGGAAUUUGUUGAUUCGUAUUUUGGAAUUAGUUUCCCCAAGCAAAAUUGGAGAUUACGAGAAGAGUAGUGAGGAUAAAUUGGGAGAAGUCAUGCACAAAUGCUUGAAGGGUAAGAAAUAUCUCAUUGUCCUGGAUGACAUAUGGGGCAUUGAAGCCUGGAAUGAUAUCCAAAGAUCACUUCCUAAGGAAUGCAAUGGCAGUAAAGUGUUGUUCACUAGUCGACUACCUGUUGAACCCAAUAGCAUCCGUUGCGUCCCUCAUUAUUUGGCUCCCUUACCAGAAAGUCGCAGUUGGGAGUUGUUAGAAAAAAAGGUAUUUGGGAAGAAAUGUUGCCCACUGGAGUUGGUUGGCAUCGGUGAGCAUAUAGCAAAAAAAUGUGAGGGACUACCACUCGCGAUUGUCACAAUAGCCGGCAUUCUAGAAGUGAAAGACAAGACACUCGACUUAUGGGAGGAAGUUUCCAAAAGUUUAAGUUCGAUCAUUGCCAAAAACCAGGACAGCUGCAUGAAGAUAUUAGAACUUAGUUACAAUUACCUGCCUCUUCACUUGAAAGCGUGUUUUGUUUAUAUUGCAGGAUUCCCCGAAGAUUCUGAAAUCCUCGUACGUGAGUUGAUAUGGUUUUGGAUCGCAGAGGGAUUUAUUCAGCAAAGUGAAGAGGAUAAACGCUUGGAGGACGUAGCAAAAGAUUACUUAAGCAGUCUUAUUGAUAGAAAUCUCGUAAUGGUAGCUAGGAAAAGGUCCUUUGGAGGAAUUAAAGCAUGUCGUAUCCAUGAUCUUCUGCGUGAAUUAUGCUUGAAAAAAGCCGAGGAGGAUAACUUCCUUGUGCAAAUUUACGGGAAUGCUACUUUUUCACCGUCUGCUGCAACUAAGCAUCGCCGCCUCUUUGUUGACAGCCUCCAGUUUUUUCGAGGUUCAAGCUCAUCAGGAGGGAGAAACACAUCCAAAGCGGCUGAAGAGAAGGUGGUGGUUGGUUUCAAGGAGGAGGUGGUGAAAUUAAUGGGAAAGCUUCUCAACAAUAGAGUGGGUGGACCGCUGGAGAUAAUAUCAAUCACCGGUGCAGCUGGAGGCGGUAAAACCACUUUGGCUAGAGAAGUGUAUGAUCAUCCUACGACGUUACAAACCUUUGAAAUUCGUGUGUGGGUCAAUGUUUCUCAAGAUUAUGAUAAGACUAUGAAGAGGGAUUUGUUGAUUCGUAUUUUGGAAUCAGCUUCCUCAAAAAAACAUGGAGAUUACGAAAAGAGUAGUGAGGAUAAAUUGGGAGAAGAGACGAAGAAAUGCUUGAAGGGUAAGAAAUAUCUCAUUGUCAUGGAUGACAUAUGGGACAUUGAAGCCUGGAAUGAUAUCCAAAGAUCAUUUCCUAAGGAAAAUUGCAAAGACAGUAAAGUGUUGUUCACUAGUCGAUUACCUGUUGAACCUAAUAGCAUCCACUGCGUCCCACAUUAUUUGGCUCCCUUACCAGAAAGUCGCAGUUGGGAGUUGUUAGAAAAGAAGGUAUUCGGGAAGAAAUUUUGCCCACCAGAGUUGGUUGGCAUCGGUGAGCGGAUAGCAAAAAAAUGUGGAGGACUACCACUCGGGAUUGUCGCAAUAGCUGGCAUUCUGAAAGUUGAAGACAAGACACUCGACGUGUGGGAGAAAGUUUCCAAACGUUUAAGUUCGAUCAUUGCCAAAAACAAGGACGGCUGCAUGAAGAUACUAGAACUUAGUUACAAUCACCUGCCUCUUCAUUUGAAAGCAUGUUUUGUUUAUGUUGGAGGAUUCCCCAAAGAUUCUGAAAUCCUCGUACGCGAGUUGAUAUGGUUAUGGAUCGCAGAGGGAUUUAUUCAGCAAAUUGAAGGGGAUAAACACUUGGAGGACGUAGCAAAAGAUUACUUAAGAAAUCUUAUUGAUAGAAAUCUCGUAAUGGUAGCUAGGAAAAGGUCCUUUGGAGGAAUUAAAGCAUGCCGUAUCCAUGAUCUUUUGCGUGAAUUAUGCUUGAAAAAAGCUGAGGAGGAUACUUUCCUUUUGCAAAUUUACAAGGAUACUUCUUUACGUCAUGAUGCAACUUACCAUCGUCGCCUCUUCAUUGGCAGCCGGUUCUUUCGUAAGUACUUUUCCUUUAUGCCUCGUACUCAAAACCUUCGUUCUCUUCUGUGCCUCGUCUCGCGAAACUCCACUUUUAAAUGCCCUGAAACAAAUUUGGCAUUCUUUGUUGACAACUUUGAACUUCUCAGGGUAUUGUGUUUUAUCUCCGAUGAAUGCGAAGGAGAUAUAGCACAUCUAGUUCAUUUGAGAUUCUUGGCACUUAAUUUACCAGUUCACACAUCGAACUUUGUAUCUCCAUUUUCCAACCUCUUCAACCUAGAAACCCUUUAUCUCCAAGCUCGGUCGAUUGGCAUGAAUUUGAAAACCAUUCUGUUGCCUCGCGAUACAUUUAAGAUGGUUAAGUUGAGGCAUCUAUAUGCUAAAGGAGGGGUAUUCAAAUAUCAUCUUAGCAGAGGCCGUAAUCCUGACGUAGCAGCUGGAAUUAAUUUUGACCCUUCGCUCAACUUGGAUAGCUUACAGACCUUGCAUCCAAUAUGUCCUUGUGAGAAGUGCCGAAAUUUCUUGGUAAGGACUCCCAAACUUAGGAAGCUAGGAUUUCAUGGGGAACUAAUAUCCAAUGCUUUUGUUUUGAUGCUCCCCGACCUAGAGUUCUUGAAUUGCCUUGAGACACUCAGUUUUAACCAAUGCCGCAUUCCGAACGAGGCAACUACCCUUCCGCCAGAGCUGAAGUUUCCUCCGACUGUUACACGGCUAACUUUGGGGAAUACGUGCUUAAAAUGGGAGGAGCUAUCAAUCCUCCAAACCUUGCCGUUCCUUGAGGUUCUCAAAUUAUUAGAGCGGGCCUGUCGAGGACCAAUUUGGAUCGCAGGUGAAGUUGAGGAGGGGUUCUCUCAACUCAAGUACUUGAGGUUGCAGGAUCUGGACAUCAAAGAAUGGAAUGCUGUCAAAGAUCCAUUUCCGAGACUUGAGGUCUUAGUGGUUAAUCAUUGCACACAGCUGAAGCAGAUCCCGAUUGAGUUUGCUAAUCUAAACGAACUUUGCAAAAUUGACGUAAUUAGGUGCAGUCGCUCUGCGGAGACAUCGGCCAAGGAGAUUCUGGAAGUGCGAAGAAAUGCAAGAGGAGAUGAUGAUGGCAUAAAUCUCUUGGCCAAAUAUAAUUAUUAUUAGUUGGAACCACGACAGAAGUGACUGUCCAUGCAUUUCUCAUAAACCUCGGUUUUAAUUUCUACUGUCUAUGCUGUUGGAUAAUGGUAAGCUAAAUUUUGUGGGCCUGGUGUGUGUGCAAGGUGACAGGCAGAGAGUGAGGUGAGAGAGUAAUGAGAGUGCCA